Messenger RNA from Drosophila bipectinata, 2195 nucleotides. RefSeq names its product angiogenic factor with G patch and FHA domains 1. Lineage: Eukaryota; Metazoa; Arthropoda; Insecta; Diptera; Drosophilidae. The record is from RefSeq and is a predicted model, not a curated record. Gene Ontology annotation, molecular function: protein binding; nucleic acid binding.
GAUUGAUUUUAAGUCGUUACAUCUGUGCCAUCCUUAUCUUCAAUUUACGAAAAUAAGAUAUUUAAUAAACAAUGUCGGGGUCCGCUGUUGAAGAGGAGGCGUCUGAGGCCUCCAGCGAACACGAUUUCAUCGAGCUGAAAAAGCAGCAGGACUUGGAUUCUUGUGAUGAACAGCAACUUCGUCAGUACAUAGAAAAGCUACACGGCAUCAUACGCAAAUAUGACAUCAAAUUGGCGGCUUAUAAACAAAAACUGCGACACUUUCUGAGUCAGGAGACGAAGAAUGUCCGCGACCAGGCCAGUGAUACCGCUGAAUCGGAAAACCCGGACCACUGCUCUACAGAGAAGUCUAAAGAUGACAAGGAUGAUUUGAAGGAAAAGAACGAAGAGUUAUCGGCAACAGAUGCGUUCAGCUUUGUGGAUGAGAUGCGCCAGGCGGCGAAGCAUGCCGAGAAUCUAAACAACUUCGUCUAUGAGCCCACCUCGGGCAUGUACUACGAUCCCAAGACGGGGUACUACUAUAACGCGGAAUACGGCCUUUACUACGAUGGAAAUACGGGAUGUUACUACAGCUAUGACCAUGCCAAGGACUCGUUUGAGUUCCAUUCGCAGGCCCAGGUGCAGGCUAACGAGGCGGCGGCCAUGGCGGAGAACGAGGAGGACUUCGAGGUGCAGUUCGACGAGCAAGGCGGCGUCAUUACCGACCAGGACACCCUGCAGAAGAUCAAGUCCGAGAAGCAGAAGGCCAAGGAUCGGGCUGAGAAAUCCAAGCGAAAGGCGAAACGGAAAAAGAAGAGCAAAAAACACGGCAAGAAAAAGAGCAAAAAGGAGAAGAGGCACAAAUCCAAAUCACGUCACAAGGAUGUCGAUGACGACAGGACCAGCCAGGGCGAGAAAAAGGAUGAUGCUGAAGAAGGAGAGCUGUCGCAGUCCUCUGACUCAAGCUCCGAUUCCGAAUCGGAUAGUAGCAGCAGCAAUAGCGACACCGAAGACAGCAGUGUGCCUAUCUUCAAGUCCGCUGGACGCUUCCAAGACAUCGCCAAAAAGUAUCCACCCAUGCUGCGCAUUGUUGUUCAGGAGACCAGUUUGGAGGGCCUUAAAGUGGGGAGUCUGCACUUGAUUACCUACAAGGGUGGCACCUUAGGCCGUGAGGGCUCCCAUGAUGUUAUAAUUCCGGAUGUGAACGUUAGCAAGUGCCAUCUGAAGUUCCACUACGAGACAAAACUGUGCAUCUACAAGAUCCACGACGUGGGCUCUCGCAACGGUACCAUUCUCAACGGAUCAAAAAUGUCCAGUUCUCCGAUGGAUUUGGUGCACGGGAGUGUGAUAAGCAUUGGCCAGACCAAGUUGUUGUGUCACGUCCACGAGGGCAACAGCACCUGUGGUCAGUGUGAGCCGGGCUUGCUGAUUGAAACUAAUGCUCCGGCAACGGCAACUGCUAUUGCUUCAACUGGAACUGCUCUUUCGCACAAGGAACAGCUGAAGAAACUGCAGCGCAAGUAUGGAUUGGAAAAUGAAAAAUUUGUGGAUGGUGGGGGCAAUGGUCAGUCCAACUCGAAUUAUAACGAUAGAGCUGCCACAAGAAGGGUGAAUGUUGGCAGUAGCACCGACAAGGAGAAGACUGAAGUGGCUUGUGUCAAUACUGAAAUUGGCAACUCCAAUAAGGGCUUUAAGAUGCUAAGCAAAAUGGGCUGGCAAAAGGGUAAUACCUUGGGCAAGACUAAUGCAAGUGCAGGACUCUUGGAACCGAUCAACGUGGUUGCCAACGAGGGAACCAGUGGCUUGGGAAAUACCGAUCCCGUCCAUUCCAGACCUAUGGACAAACGCAAGUUGGCCAACCUCAAGAUCACCCAGGAACGGUACCAGCGCGCCAAUGAUAUUUUCGAUCAGUCCGACGAUAGCAAUUAAGGUAUCGACUUCCUAUUCAAAUGAUUAAAAGACAAACUUUGAAAUUAAGUUGGAAACACAUUUAAUUAACAAUUACUCAAACAUAUUCAUAAGUGUGUGUGUGUUUAUAAUUGUAAGUGUAUAUAUACAUUAAGACUCUAUGUAUAUAAUAUAUAUAUUAAUUAAAAAUCUUGCUAUAAGGUUAAGCUAUCAGUCAAUUAAUUAAUUUAGCUUCGCUUAUGAACGUCAGAAUACAGAGUAGAGAUUAUGUUAAAUAAAUAUGACGUCGCGUAUAGGUGUGUCUAAACU